AUGACCUCCAUCGGGACGGGAUACGAUCUUACCAACUCAGUCUUCUCCCCUGAUGGCCGGAAUUUCCAGGUAGAAUACGCAGCAAAAGCCGUAGAAAAUGGAGGUACAUCGAUCGGAAUUAGAUGCAAAGAUGGGGUUAUCCUGGCCGUCGAAAAGAUAAUCACGAGUAAGCUUUUGAAAAUGGGCGCAAAUAGACGAAUUGCUACGGUUGAUAAGCAUAUGGGUGUGGUCUCAUCGGGACUUUUACCAGAUGGACGACAUUUCGAAUCAAGAGCUCGAGAUGAAGCAUAUCACUGGCGGAAAGUCUACAAAUCGCCGAUUACCACAGCUGACCUAGCUAGUCGAAUGGGCCAAUACCUUCAAACAUAUACAUUGUAUUCUUCGGUGAGACCAUUCGGCAUCACUGCAAUUGUUGCUGGAUGGGAUUCAGAGCUGGAGAUACCAAUCGAUGGCGAGGUAGGCAGCGGACCUUCUAGUGGCCCAGGGGGUAAGGUCGAAGGCGUCAAGUAUGGUGGGCCAAAACUUUACAUGAUUGAACCAAGUGGAAUGUACUGGGGGUACUACGGAGCAGCUACCGGUAAGGGUCGUCAAACAGCUAAGUCUGAGUUAGAGAAGCUGGACCUAGCAGCUGGCAAACUAAGUCUACUCGAUGGUAUUAACGAAGCUGCAAGGAUAAUAUACACUGCUCAUGCAGACAAUAAAGACAAGGAUUUUGAGCUUGAGAUGACGUGGAUUAGUGGUAAUGAGGGACCAACAAAAGGAGUACAUGAGCCAGUACCUAAACAUCUUUUAGUAGAAGCAGAGAGAUUGGCUAAGAGGGCAUUAGAGGGUGACGACGAUGAGGAUGAAACUAAAUCCGCGGACGGGGACAAGAUGGAGCUAUAA
Molecule: messenger RNA, 885 nt
Organism: Blumeria graminis f. sp. triticale
Lineage: Eukaryota; Fungi; Ascomycota; Leotiomycetes; Helotiales; Erysiphaceae
Source: the annotation of a GenBank genome assembly